This is a messenger RNA of Macrosiphum euphorbiae (potato aphid), 216 nucleotides long. NCBI's taxonomy places the organism in Eukaryota, Metazoa, Arthropoda, Insecta, Hemiptera, Aphididae. The record is from the annotation of a GenBank genome assembly.
AUGUAUAAGUUUCUUUUGGCAGAAUCGAAAAUGCGGAUGACGGUUUCCACCAGCAGGCGACUGAGUCGUUCCUUGAAGGUGUACCUGUUACAUAUUACUACAGUGGAGAAAAUUACCAUCGUCAGUUCCAUGGGCCUGGUUGUUGUAACUGUUGAAGUGGCUCUAAGGGAAGGACAAAGUGAAGGAAAAAAUAUUUUAAUUGAAGUAACGGGAUAG